GGGACCUUGACCAAGGCUACGGCUGCGUAAAGCGAGAUAAUGAGAAUGAGGGUGUUACUCUUGGAUAGCUAGUCCCGAAAGACAUGCCGGGUGAAUAAGUUCAUCCUUUUUAAGGCUAACACGCACUAAGAAACUAGACUCCGGUCUUCGGACCUCUUCAGUUGCCCUUUCAUCUUCACGCAGGAUAUGCUAAGAAGCGUUGUAUGAUGCUCUGUCUACUCCCCCGGGAGCUCAUACUGCAUGUAGCCAGCUUUCUCCCGGAUGCUAGUCUCGCCGCGUUGAUUCAGACCCAGACGGGCGUCGCACGACUACUGACGCCAUGUCUGUACAACAAAGUGGUUCAUGAACCUCUACCCCUGGAGCCGGAGGAAAAUCCUGAUUCUGACUUGGAUGAUUUUCACACUAUUUCGACUGCCUCAGAGGUUGAAGUGCCAUCUCUCCAUUGGACUGAAUGUGUACCGCGAUGGCAUUCAAAAGUCAUACUCAAUUAUCUCCAAUCGCAAUCUCAAGAUGUACUAUCGCGGUGCGGAACCCCUCGAUCGAGUCUCCUGCACCUAGCUGCCCAGGGUGGAAAUAUUGAUCUAGUCGAGGUACUCGUGUCAAAGGGGAUGGAUAUUGACAGGUGCCAUGACGGAUACAGCCCUCUCGCCAGAGCCAUGCAAUUUGGCCGGGAGGAAAUGGCCCUCUGGCUGAUCGCCCACGGCGCCAAUGUCACCGAAUGGCUCAUGGGAACUGGUUUGACGAUCCUCAGCCUAGCUGCUGGAUUCUGUUGUGCAACUGUUGUCCGCAAAGUCGUCGAUAUUGUUCGGGCCAAAGUCGGUGCAACCGGAGAUAUAUUCGCCCCCGCCGAUGAUGUCUUGGUCCUGCACCGUGCAAUUUCAAAAGGAGAUGUUGACUCUGUCCGCAUUCUACUUGAAAACGGGGCUGAUCCUUCCGGGUGGGAUAUACACGGUCAAUCGGCAUUGACACUCGCUACGGCAAAUGGCAACGAGGAGAUAGUCACGAUGCUUCUGGAUCGUGGUGCAAAUCCUUUACCUCAUGAUGCCGUGGAACGAUCUGCGUUGGGGUGUGCUGCCUGCUCACCAAAGCUGAGCUGGGAGACGGUAGAGCGGAUUUUCCACGCGUAUCGAAAUGCAGGCGGGGAUAUCAAUAGCACACAUGUUACCAUUCCGGAGUUUGUUGGCGGAGCACCUAGACCUCUUGAGAGACUGCCACUGCAUCAGUUUGCUGGUGGCGGGUCGGUACAGGGGGUAAAGUUACUCCUGCGCUAUGGUGCGAAGGUCUCCAUAAAAGGGCGAAAUGGGAUGACGGCACUGCACGCGGCUUUGUUCGGCUAUCGGUAUAAUCGGGAUACAUACCAAAGCAUUUAUGAGAUUUGCCAGAUGCUGGUUGAAGCUGCUGUUCGGUCGGGCGAAGAUUUAAAUAACCAAAUGACCCCGUAUGCUUCCUUCAUGCGAAUGAGAGGUGCCACGGCAUUGCACAUGGCUGUAGUUUGUGAAGCAGAGGAAGUUGUUCGCUUACUGCUGGAAAAUGGGGCAGAUGUGAUGAUACUUGAUGAGGAGGGAAAGACCGCGUUGGAUCUCGCUAAAGGAUUGCGCAACCAGCCAAUUAUUGAUCUGCUAGCGUCGAAUGAUAGAUGAAAGUGUACACAAUAUUGUAUCUUAUUCUUGAUCCUUUUCAUGUAAGGCAUAGUGGAAGGAUUAUUCUCGAAUAGCCAUGUCCUCGUGAUCUCCAGCCCUAGUGGCACAGCCGUCCCUGUACCAACCGUAGUGACACAUGCUCUCGAGCCAAUCAUGAUGUUCCUGUCGACAUUC
Aspergillus caelatus is the source of this 1814-nucleotide messenger RNA. RefSeq names its product ankyrin repeat domain-containing protein. The record is from RefSeq and is a predicted model, not a curated record. Gene Ontology annotation, molecular function: protein binding. The coding region runs from base 204 to 1640 and encodes 478 amino acids. The transcript has a single exon. NCBI's taxonomy places the organism in Eukaryota, Fungi, Ascomycota, Eurotiomycetes, Eurotiales, Aspergillaceae.